This is a messenger RNA of Bipolaris sorokiniana ND90Pr, 700 nucleotides long. RefSeq lists its product as uncharacterized. Bases 164 to 553 code for a protein of 129 amino acids. The transcript has a single exon. The record is from RefSeq and is a predicted model, not a curated record. NCBI's taxonomy places the organism in Eukaryota, Fungi, Ascomycota, Dothideomycetes, Pleosporales, Pleosporaceae.
CUUCAACAAGGGAUAUUUUGGCCAUUGGUGGUCCACUAUUACGUUUUUAUAGAUCAUCGAGGAUUGUAAUCAAUAUUUGCUGGCUAGUUGGACGGAAUAGGCAUCAUGACCCCGAUGUCAACAUGUCAACUUUGUGUAGGGCGCCGUAGGUGAUACAGUAACAAUGUCGGCCCCCACUACAGUGUUACUCGUGGUCGGCAGAUGUAUCUAUCAUGGCCUGAUCAGCCUCAGCCUCUUCUCCUCAAAUAUUUUCAUCUCAGUAUCAUCAAAAACAUUGCCCUACUCUCUCUCACCAUCCUGCUGCCCUGCCCCCAUGGCAUCUGCCCUGCAAAAGUUCAAGCUUGUCUUCUUCGUGCCUCCCUCAGCCUUGGGCGCUUGUAAGACUGCUGUUUUCAGCGCUGGUGCAGGACGCUACCCAGGUCCGGGUGGAUAUACUGAGGUAUGCUUCUGUACUAGGGGUACCGGACAGUUCAGGCCUGGUGAUGCUGCCAAUCCAAAUGUAAGUUGUGUUGGGCUUUCUAUAUACAUGUGUAGAACCAAAGCAGAAGGCUGACAAUGUUUGGGUAGAUCGGGAAAGUUGGCGAGCUAGAAGAGGUUGAUGAAUAUAGGGUAGAGACGCUGUGUCUGGGGCGUGACGCAGCCAUCAAGGCUGUCGAAGCAUUGAAGAAGUGAGUUCACUUAUACAGUAAAGUACUAAAUA